Nelumbo nucifera (sacred lotus) is the source of this 459-nucleotide messenger RNA. The record is from RefSeq and is a predicted model, not a curated record. Lineage: Eukaryota; Viridiplantae; Streptophyta; Magnoliopsida; Proteales; Nelumbonaceae.
CUCCCAUAUUCUCGCAAGACGAAGUGCAUGGUUGGUUACUCGAGCAAGUUGAAACUUGAAAGCUAGCCGUAGCUGAUAGUCGUAACGCUCGGUUUCUCGCUCUUGUGCUGACGAUUUAGCUUUCAUUCAAAUCUCCUCAAAGCGAUCAUCGUUCAGAUGGCGAGCUCAGUAUCCAUGCAAUCCAUCUUGGUGAACCCCGUGGCCGUGGGGCGCCUCGGUCACAGAGGCAGGCCAUCAAGCAUGGUCUUCCCUUCUACAUACUUCCCACGCCAACAAAAGAAUGGCUGCACUCUGCAAGUUCGCUGCAUGGCUGAGGAAAGCCAGAAAGAGCAGAAGUCAUCGCCGGUGAGUGCUCCCCCGUCACCACCCCAGCACACCACCCCUUCUGGUUCACCAAAGGUCAGCACCAAAUUUACGGACGUGCUGGCGUUCAGUGGGCCCGCACCCAAGAGGAAAUGA